Messenger RNA from Podospora pseudocomata, 1781 nucleotides. RefSeq lists its product as uncharacterized. Bases 836 to 1576 code for a protein of 246 amino acids. Gene Ontology annotation, molecular function: acyltransferase activity, transferring groups other than amino-acyl groups. The record is from RefSeq and is a predicted model, not a curated record. NCBI's taxonomy places the organism in Eukaryota, Fungi, Ascomycota, Sordariomycetes, Sordariales, Podosporaceae. The transcript is spliced from 2 exons.
UAGCCCGUCUGGCUCUUUUCGCUGUUCUUUAGGUAACAGAAGACGCGACAUGUGUCUUUGCAAGCGAUUUCGGCUUCGACGGCGGUUCAAGUCGUUGUGGGGCCAUUGGUUUGUCCCAGCCAAUCGUGAGCACCAACCCGAUCUGAUAACUUUAUUUUCUCCUCCACCAAGGACACCGCGGUGGGUCCUGUUCCACUGCGCCUUGAAAAAAACGACUGAGUGGAAAAACCAUCACACGACGCCAAGUGACCACCCACAAUGAAACCCUCCUCCACCUGAACAUUUCUCUACGGACUCGAUAAUCUGCAGAUGUUCAUUGUUGGCAACAGCGCGCAUGUACCUAGCAUGAGACUGGAGGGGAAACGACCCUUCGAUCUCUCUCUUUUGUACCGGUAGGCUGGAGGAUGGCGGUAGUCAACAACCGACACGAGGAUGCAAAGCAUCCACCAGCGGAACAGAGCCAAAAUUGGCGCAUGGCCCGUCCCUCUGCAUGGUCCUCUCAACUCUCCAGGCUCAUCUAGACCAGGAUCAUGAUGGACGGGAACAGUGAUGCCACACGUGGCUAGUCGAUAGUCUGAAUGUCGCCGUUGCGUCGCCGCCACCCCAAAGAGCCUGCAGCUGAAUUUGGACCUUCUCCAGGGUAACCCGGAUGGCGGGACAGUCCAGUGCCCUUCAUGUUUUUGUUGGUUCGCUUCCGAUCUAACGUUUGGCGUCCCUACAUAUAACAGUGCUCUCGUCCUGGAUUCUGUCAUCGGGUCUCUUGCUCGUUCCGGUUGAAGCAUACCUUUUCCAAACCACCCAAGCCAGCUCCCCAAACCCCCAGCAAACCGUCAAGAUGGUCCACGUCGUCCUCCCCGCCCUCAUUCCCGACAUCAAGCGCGUGUAUGAUUCCUACUUUGCCGCCUUCCACCAUGACCCCAUGGGCGAGAUCAUGCUCAACAUCCUCUUCCCCGGAGGCAAUGUGAACUCACCAGAGUUCCGUGAGGAACACGCCAAGGGCACCCUCGCUUGGUGGCAUCAGUCUGAUUCCCAAUACACCUACAAGUGCGUCGACACCGACAAUGGCGACAUUGUCGGCAUGGGUCUCAUCGAUGUGAUUCUGCGCCGCCGCUCCGUGGAGGAGCGCGCCUUCCAAGGUGUUCCAUGGCUCCAAGGCGAGGCCAAGGAGCGCGCUGAGAAGGUUCUCAAGCCCCUUCACGACAUGCGUGAGCAGCUUUUUGGCGACCAGCAAUACAUCUAUGCCCACGUCAUCGGUGUCCUCCCCGAACACCAGGGCAAGCAGGCCGGUGCCGCCCUUGCUGGCUGGGGUCUCAGCUUCGUCGACUAUACCAACCUGCCCAUGUACUUUGAGGCCUCGCCCUCCUCGGUCGGCCUCUACGAGAAGCUGGGCUACGAACGUCUCAAGGAGACCAUCGUUCAUAAGGCCGAGACGCUCGGCACUGCCACUGAUAUCUCGGUGCCUCUCAUGGUCAAGAUGCCCAAGUCUGCCGGUGGCAUGAGCUUUUAUGAGUGGAAGGAGAAGGGCUACCCCAAGUUCAACGCUGCCACUCCGGUCUCCAAGAAACAGAAGCUCUAAAGGACAGGGCCAGUUGGCUUUGUAAUGAGUGGAGACGUAACAAAUUGCUUCCUUUUGGGUUUCUGGGCGCGGGCUGGCAUGGAUUUAUCAGGGCGUUUUGUUUUGGGUUGGGAAAACUGUGUACAUAAACAGGUGUUUUGGUCCAUGAUGUUUGGGGGCGGGAAAAUGACAGCUCAUUGUAUCCGUACCUGACUCUGUUGCCAAA